Microthlaspi erraticum is the source of this 201-nucleotide messenger RNA. The record is from the annotation of a GenBank genome assembly. NCBI's taxonomy places the organism in Eukaryota, Viridiplantae, Streptophyta, Magnoliopsida, Brassicales, Brassicaceae.
AUGCAAGCAUUGGUCUUUUGGAGCAUUCUGGAGCAUAUGGGACAUGAGGAGCAUGGAGGGACUUGGCACAUGGAAGCAGCUCAACUGGAUACGCAAAGGAAGAAGGGAGAAGCCAUCUUGAAGACCAGCUCGACCGUCCUACUCGACCAACCGGUCGAGUUCCUCAACUCGACCGGCCAAGCUUCAACUCGAUCGAGCUGA